Vitrella brassicaformis is the source of this 1880-nucleotide messenger RNA. Lineage: Eukaryota; Vitrellaceae. The record is from the annotation of a GenBank genome assembly.
CCCCAAUCAACAGCCCCACUUGAAUCGCACCAUGACGCCCCAGUGGUCCGACACAUGCCGACCACAGGGCAGCUUCUCGCGGCCCACCAGCUGCAUCCGCUCUGGCCGCAACGCUUGCUGACACCCACCACGACUGGCCACAUAGACACGGUCGAACCGAUGGCUGGCCGACACACACACACAGCAUCCAUCCUCCAUCGACGUGAAGGUGGGUGUGCAGUCCAGUGCUUAGCCUACGGCGGCAGUUUGUUCUUGAUUCCUUCCUUGCGCAUCCAGUGCUGUAUGUUGACGUUGUCGGACGGCACGUAGGUGUUGCCGCAGUCCCCCGGGCAGCCCAGCAGCGAGUACACAUCCGACAAACGACCACUGGGCAGCUCUGCAGACAUGUACCCCAAGGCAGACACAGCAACACAGACGCGCACGCCGUGUGUGUCAUGUUUUUUGUAUGUGUUUGUGUCGCUCACACACACACACACCUGAGAGUUCCUCGUCGCGAAUGUUGAGGUCCUCCGCCAUGAUAAGGGACCCGAGAUCGGGAGACGACGAGCGGUCAUCCAGCAACCUUACGCGCACACAGACAAGAGAGCCAGGCGUAAGCAGACAGACAUCCAGAUGAAGUACAUCCAUCCUCUCCUGGCUGCUCAUCUCACUUGAUGAUGGUCCGGCCAGCGUCCCUCAGCUGCUCUCGCCGGAACUGGUUGCUGCAGGCGCAUGGACUGCAGUGUGGGUGCUGUGGUCGGCUCGGCUGGUGUGCGGUUGACUCACUCACUCAGUCACUCACUUGUUGCUGCGGUGGCCGCUGUCGAGGUGUGUGUUGCACAGCAGCAACUCCGUGUCGCCACUGGCGCCAUCAACCGGCCUCACCCGCACAUGGCAGAGGCGCCUGCACCCACACAGAAACCAGCUACGUGUGAUCUGAUCCCUUUGGCUGCCUGUCUUCAUCCCUGGCAUAGGUGACUGAACUGACCGCAGCUUCUCGUCGCCCCUCUUGCCGAUCUGCCCGCGCCGGUACCAAUGAGUAUCGGGCGAGCCGCCUACAUGCCCGACACAUACACAGGCUGCUCCAAUUGCCGCCUUGCUUCCCAGCCGCCCUCCCUCCCUGCCGCUCACCGAUGACAUUCAGCGAUCGCUUCAACACCAACGUCACGUUGAGAGGGUCAACUCUGCCGGCAGCCAGACAGGAAGGCAGGGACGCAAGUGAGUCGACUCACUGCGUAUGCCGUCAUGUCAUGUGUCUGCUCUGCAUGUGCUGGCGUACUCCCGCCCCGAUGGGUGUUGUGGUACGAGGACAUGGUAUUCGUCGCCGAGGUAGUGCUCGCCGCCCGGCGCACUCAACUGUAUCUGCAUUCACGCAUACAAUACAGCCAGAAAUGUGUGCAUGGCCAGCCAGCAAGCCGGCCAGGCACGCGCGCACACAGAGAGUGGCCCUUACCGCCCUGAGCGGCGUGACUUCCUGCAGAAACACGAUGUCCGGCUGCUCCUUCCGAAUCAGCGCGACCAGGGCCCUCUGCCGCUCCUCGCGGUCGGUGUCCUCAACGUCGAUAUUCCUGCAACACACAACACACCACACCACCCAUAUAUACAGCACACCACAUGCACUGCGAUGCGAUGCAUGUCAGUCCUGUGCGUGUGUGGUCACCAGGUCAGAAAUGUCAAAGCCAGCGGUCCGCUGCGCUUUGCCGGCGAUGAUGCGGCAGCAGAUGCAGAGGCGCUCUCCGCCCCGCCAUCAGUCCGCGCCUGCAGCCAUCCGCAAACCGCAUGUGGGAGAGAUGGGAGAGAUGGGUUCGGCAUCUCCCUUGUUUGACCUUUUUCUUCGCAGGUUCGUCAGCAAUGGUGCCCUUGUCGCCCUCUUCCUUCGCCGACAUCUCAAGCUCCAAAAC